This is a messenger RNA of Closterium sp. NIES-67, 969 nucleotides long. The record is from the annotation of a GenBank genome assembly. NCBI's taxonomy places the organism in Eukaryota, Viridiplantae, Streptophyta, Zygnematophyceae, Desmidiales, Closteriaceae.
CUACUAUUGGAUUCGGACUACCCCUGCUUAGUCACCUCAAUGUCAUGUUCCCAGGACGCGAUGUCAGCGUCUAUGGCAUGUGGAUAUUACGCGCAGGAGGGUCCCUCUCCGAUCCCAACUUAGCCUGAACAACUUAGCCGAAUCGCAUAGCUGCUAGGUGUUCAAGUACUUCCGACUUGAUCCGAGCAGGAUUUCACGGCCGCCUGAACGAGCACAGACAGACGCGGAACCCGCCGGGAGGGGGGUUGGACUCGAUCGAUUUUCGCUAGAGACAGUUAGAGGGAUUGAACGAUCGCAAGGCAUGGCGAAUGCGGCUGAGGUCCCGACGGACGUGGGUCGGCAUCUGCGGGCGUGCCUCCGCUGCUCGCUGCUGAAGACAUACGACCAGUUCUAUGCGAACGGGUGCGAGAAUUGCCCUUUCUUCGAAAUGGCGGGUGACGAGGAGCGGGUGAAGGACGCCACCACCGCCAAUUUCUCAGGCAUCAUCUCAUGUAUGGACCCUGCUGGAAGCUGGGCGGCGCGGUGGCUUAGAAUAAGUCGGGCUGCCCCUGGGUGCUACGCCAUAUCGGUCACAGGCAACCUCACAGACGACCUGCAGUCUAUCUGUGAGAGUAACAAUGUGCGUUACGUUCCAAGAUCAAACUAUGCAGCGCGUCCUGGAUAGUGCGCAGCUGUUAUGCGUAUCAUUUUCUUCCCCUCUUCUCAUGUGCUGAUUCUUAGUCGAUACAUUCUCCAGCUGACCUCUGCUGCACCUCCUGUGUGACAAUCUGUUGGAUAGUGCAUGUAGAAAACUAUCCAAGUGUAAUACCCUGCCGUGCCCCUGACGAAGGAAUCUUCAUACGAACAGGACCAUAUGUGUAAUAAAGCUGGAUUGUCCUAGUGGGUUGCCACUCCACUAGUGUGUCAAUGUAGGGAAUGUCAGAAUGAACAAGUGAACUGGAAUGUGUGAGUACAAGGUGUUAAAAUUAU